AUGGCCGAACACGCGGCAGCGGUGCGGAGAAAUGACGCCAGCUCCAAAGUUGCGGCUCAUUCGACGAGAUCCGUCCACACAUUCAAAUUCGACGAGGCCGAAAUUCUCGCAAGAGGUGACAACCGCCUGAGCCGGGAGCUGCUGGAAUCAUGGUUUACUGGCCCCCAGUCCAUCAACAAGUGCAACGAUUUUCCCACUCCAUACUGCGUGCUAAAAUUUCGCCUAGGCGGAGUAACAAGCCACGCGGGGAGCAUGGACCUCUUCUCCGCCGCCUGCGAGAACUUCGGUCUGGUCAUUAACACGCAGAAGACGGUGGUGAUGCACCAACCGCCGCCCAACUCAGCCACAGCCCCCAACGCGUCGCCGCAAAUCAGCGUGAAUGGAACCCUACUGCAAGUGGUGGAGAACUUCCCGUACCUGGGCAGUACUCUCUCCCGCACCACCAAGAUUGAUGACGAAGUCGCCAACAGGAUCUCGAAAGCCAGCCAAGCCUUCGGUCGUCUCCAAAGCACAGUUUGGAAUCGUCACGGUUUUCAACUGAGCACAAAGCUGAAGAUGUACAAGGCCGUUAUCCUGCCGACACUACUGUACGGAGCAGAGACAUGGACGGUGUACACGAGACAGGCACGCCGACUGAACCACUUCCACCUCAGUUGUCUUCGUCGCAUCCUGCGGCUGAACUGGCAGGAUCGCAUCCCCGACACUGAGGUGCUGGAACGGACGGGAAUGCUCAGCAUCUACUCCAUGUUGAGACAAAUGCAGCUGCGCUGGAGCGGCCACCUGGUGCGCAUGGACGACGAGCGACUACCCAAACGACUCUUCUACGGAGACGUCGCGACGGGUUCUCGUCGUCAAGGAGGCCCAAUUCGUCGAUACAAGGAUACCCUGAAGUCCUCCCUGAAGUUACUGCAAAUCAACCAGACCAACUGGGAAGAGCUCGCCUGCGAUCGUCCGACAUGGAGGAGAACAGUGAAGACGGGCGCUGCUAUCCACGAAGCCAACCGCAUCGCUGUCGCCAAAGCGAAGCGCGAAGCCCGCAAAUCCCAACUGCGCCCAGUCAGCAACGCUGCCGCACAACCGCUUCCGACGUGUCCUCGAUGUCAGCGGACAUUCCGGGCUCGGAUCGGCCUUGUUGGACAUCUUCGGAUCAACUGUACCUCUCGAACUGCACUAAACUCCAUCCCCCCGCCCGCGUCAUCCUCGUCCUCUCUGUCGCCGAAUAACUCUGUGAAUUCUUCUGCACCACCGCUUCCAUCCUCCUCCUCUGCCUCCUCCUCCUCCUCCUCCUCCACCACCACCACCACCACCACUGCCCCAACGGCGGCCGCUCAGACAGCCGUCUCGCACAUCUCCGAUCGCGACACAACAACCGGCACCACCCCCGCCUCUCCUGACUCCAGCAAUGAGAAUCAGGACUACACCUGCCCUCACUGCGAUCGCACCUUCACCUCACGUAUCGUCCUGGUCGGUCACUUGCGAAUCCAUCGCACAGAGGCCGGCAAACCAGUGCCUGAAGCACCAACCUACACCCACCGCACUCGCCUCCACUGCCCACACUGCCCUCGCACCUUCACGCAUCGCAUGGGUCUAUUCGGCCGCAUGCGCAUCCACGAGAGCGGAAUCGACCACAAUUCCGACACACCAACCACGCCCAUCAUGCCCAGCACCACCCUCGCACCGUCCAUCUGCGCCACCACCAACGCCUCCUCUGUAGCUGAUUCUGACACCGCCGGCUUCACGUGCCCACACUGUCCACGCACAUUCACCUCACGCAUCGGCCUGGUCGGUCACUUGCGAAUCCAUCGCACAGAGACCGGAGAACCAGUGCCUGGAGCACCAACCUACACCCACCAAGCUCGUCUCAACUGCCCACACUGUCCUCACACUUUCAGGCACCGCAUGGGCCUAUUCGGCCACAUGCCCAUCCACGACGACCUGCGGUAG
Spirometra erinaceieuropaei is the source of this 1944-nucleotide messenger RNA. The record is from the annotation of a GenBank genome assembly. NCBI's taxonomy places the organism in Eukaryota, Metazoa, Platyhelminthes, Cestoda, Diphyllobothriidea, Diphyllobothriidae.